Messenger RNA from Entelurus aequoreus (snake pipefish), 3960 nucleotides. It is a transcript of the gene lg05h21orf91, whose product is annotated as linkage group 05 C21orf91 homolog. The transcript is spliced from 5 exons. The coding region runs from base 180 to 1025 and encodes 281 amino acids. Lineage: Eukaryota; Metazoa; Chordata; Actinopteri; Syngnathiformes; Syngnathidae. The record is from RefSeq and is a predicted model, not a curated record.
UGAUGUACUAGUGGUUUCUUUUUUGUGUUUUUGUGGAUUCGCAGUGACGUGGGUUUGCUUACCUGAUUCUCGACCGCCCACUCAAGUGAAAGACAACGGAGGUCGGCUAAAAAAACAACGACGAGCCGUAAGAAAGUGUAUAUAAUUUUUAAAGAUAAAGUUGUGUUCCUGGAAGCACCAUGGAUGAAGAAGAACAGUUUGUGAACAUUGAUCUCAACGAUGACAAUAUCUGCAGUGUCUGCAAGCUCGAGACAGAUACAGGGACCUUAUCUUUCUGCCAUGUCUGCUUCGAACUCAGCAUUGAAGGUGUUUCCGCUACAACCCUGGUGCAUUCAAAGUCUCUGCGCGGUCACCGAAACUGCUUCGAGAAGAGCCACCUGAUCGCCAACCAGAAGUUGUCACAUUCCAAGGUCUCCCGAAGUGCCUACGAGGGCAUGAAGCUGGCCCUCAGCCAAAAACUCAACCGUAUCAUCCAGUACGCCCAGAACAAAGACAAUGUCACCACAAACGGCUUCAGCAGACGUGGAAGCAGGCUCGUUCGUUACAGCCAGAAGAGCGACUGUCAGCUUCUGCCUCAGACAGAAGCCCUGGUACCCCGCUACACCCCCUGCCGGAAGCCGAGCGAAGCAACGCGACUGCCCGAUUACACCAUGGGGAUGUUGGAGUGCCACACGGCCCAGGAGCUGAGGGUUCUGCAGAACUCGCAUGGGGAGCUUUGGAAAACUCUACAGAUCCGGAAUCAAGCAACAGUUGAAGGGCAUUGCAGACAACAGAACUACAGCAGAGAAGAAUUGACUAAAAUGAGUGUGGAUGAGCUUCAUCAGUUGAACACACAGCUUCUCAUGCAGAUUCAAAAAGUCUUCGAGGAGCUGACUGCGGCCGUGCAGGAGAAAGACUCGCUGGCGUCCGAGCUGCACAUGCGUAACGUAGCCAUUGAGCAGCUGUUCGAGAACUGUGCCAAACUGCCCUGGCUGCACAUCAGCAGGGCUGGCAGGGUGAAGGCCAGCAGCGCGAGUGUAGAGUGACACUUUUUUUUUUUUUUACAUGUCUGCUGCUGUCACACUGGAGUCAAACUGGCUAAUAAGCUGCUCACGCUAACAACGCCACUCUCGCGUCCUAUGAGAUCACAGUACUAUCGGUGCUGAGGAUUGAUCACCUCUGGACUUUAAAAUGUGUUGUUUGAUCAUAUCUUUUUUUGUGGUUCAGUUUUUUUGUUUCUGAUCGUUACACCGAAAGUGUUUUAAUGGUUGUCGGUUACACAAACUGCUUAUUUUCUCGAAACUCCACAAUGGCAGUCGGAGUACUACUGCUGCUCUCUGAUGAUGACAUUUACAAAAUUGCCACACAUUCUGCAAAUUAUGAGCUAUUCCACCCAAUCAUCCAUCCAUCCAUUUUCUCCCGCUUGUCCCUCUGGGUCCCCUAAACUGCAAUUAGCCCUUUUUCAACUCAAAAUUUUAUAAUAAUACACAUAUUAAACUACAGACGUCCCUCGCUUAUCACCAUUAACUAGUUCCAGACCCUGUUGCAAUAAUUGAAUGUCUAUAAAGUAGGAGUUUUCUUUUAUAAAUUUAGUUUUUCCAUAUUUAGAGUAUAAACAUCUGUUUAUGACCUUUUUAAAUAUGUUUAACAUUAUUAGAAAUGAAAUGAAAUAACAGCCAUAUAAUCACGUUUCUUACGCAAUGUCGUAAGGCAAGUGUAAAAGCGAAACAACAAUUUUACUAAUAUAUUUUGGAAAAAUGUGAUAAAAGUGAAGCUAUGGAAUUAGUGACGACUGUAUUGAAAAUGUGUAUUGGUUCUAUUUAGGCCAUUUUAUUUUUGUACAAGGUUUCUAAGCAAAGAUGACUCAUUUGAGUUACAGGAGUGAGUUUUUUGCAUGGAAUGAUCAAAUACGUGAAAUAUGGCCACAUGACAUUUUUGUUAAUAAAUGGUAAAUGGGUUAUACUUGUAUAGCGCUUUUCUACCUUCAAGGUACUCAAAGCGCUUUGACAGUAUUUCCACAUUCACCCAUUCACACACAUAUUCACACACUGAUGGUGGGAGCUGCCAUGCAAGGCGCUAACCAGCACCCAUCAGGAGCAAGGGUGAAGUGUCUUGCCCAAGGACACAACGGAUGUGACUAGGAUGGUAGAAGGUGGGGAUUGAACCCCAGUAACCAGCAACCCUCCGAUUGCUGGCACGGCCACUCUACCAAAACUUCGCCACACCGUCCCUAGCAUCCAUCCAUCCAUUUUCUACCGCUUAUUCCCUUCGGGGUCGCGGGGGGCGCUGGAGCCUAUCUCAGCUACAAUCGGGCGGAAGGCGGGGUACACCCUGGACAAGUCGCCACCUCAUCGCAGGGCCAACACAGAUAGACAGACAACAUUCACACUCACAUUCACACACUAGGGCCAAUUUAGUGUUGCCAAUCAACCUAUCCCCAGGUGCAUGUCUUUGGAGGUGGGAGGAAGCCGGAGUACCCGGAGGGAACCCACGCAGUUACGGGGAGAACAUGCAAACUCCACACAGAAAGAUCCCGAACUACUCAGGACCUUCGUAUUGUGAGGCAGACGCACUAACCCCUCUGCCACCGUGCUGCCCUAGCAUAUUGACACUAAACACAUAUGAUGGAAUAUAUAUAAACUUUAAUGAGUGAACUUACUUUUGUUGUUCGUGGCCUGUAGAGAGUUUGAAUGACACAAUGUGCGACCUGUGGAAUACACCAUCAUUUUCAGAGGGGGUAACAGGACUGAGUGAGAACUCAGAAUCGCCCAAAACGCGUAUAUUUAAACUUUAUUUUAUUUUAUUUUUUUUUAGAAAAUUCAGUUCAAAUAUAAUUGGGUUAAAGUUUAACAGUAACAUGUAAAAACAUUUAUAAAGGAUUUAAAUUAUUAUAAUUCAUAGUAAAAUCAAAUUUUUGGAAGCAUAGACAAACAAUAUGUGUUAUUUUUCCAGUGUUCAAGGUAGUUUAAAUGAAUCUUUUAAAUUGUAUUUAUUAAAUAUGCAAUAAAAUCAAUGUACACGACACUUUGCUUAGUAAACAUUGUAUUUUAAGCGUGUUUUAUUGUGUAUUUAUGCAUUUUGUUUAUUCCCUGAGGUCACACACAGAUCUGAUUGGAUGGAAUGGUUCAUAUUCAUUUUAAAAUUAUUUAAAAAAAAACAAAAAACAUAAAUAUUGCAACAAGAAAAGUACAUUUCCAUGCUGAAAAGAGCACAAAUAUAAACACACCAUUCAUUUAUAAAUACUCACAAAAACCAACAAACAAGGAAUAUUAUAUGUAUAUCAUCAAACAAUAUUCAUAACUAAGAAGUCUUUCACCAAAGCGUUGUUUAUUAGUCAUUUUUCUUUCAUAUUCUGGACAUGUGAGUGAAAUAUAAAUAGUUGUUAAACAAGAACUAUGCAAGCAAAGGUUAUCAUGUUGGAGCCUCAUCAAAAAAAAACAUGUUUCUCAGAGAACGCCCUUUGGCUGCACAAAUACCAGCUUUGGUCAUAAACGUGUUUGUUUUUAUUCUCUUUGUAAGAUGUUGGAUUCAUUUGACCUUUUCUGGGGUUAGGCUUUAUUUAAAAUAUGUAUUUUCUGUGUUUUUAAUGCAACAAGGACAUGUAGUUAUGUAUAUUGUAGAAACCUGGCCGCCCAUCUCUGCUUUUUGUUCAGCAGACAUCAGCUACUGAAGAUGCAAGAAAUGUUUUGCCUUUUUUUAUACUCAAUUUUUCAUUUGAACGAGGAUGUUCUUUUACUUUCUAUUUAUUUUGUGCAAGCUUGUGUGACUUGUGCUUUUUACUUAUAGAAAUAUUUUUCAAUAAAGUCCACAUGUUUUCAACAACAAUCGUUUUAUUUACUUUCAAGUUGUUGGUCCCCAUCAAGCUGGUAAGUUUUUUUUGUUUAUUAAAUUACUAAAGGAAAAAUGUAGUUUUCACUAUUGAUUUUGCUUAAUUAUGAGGGAUGUGAAUCUUAUAGAAAUUUGAUUCCGAUUCUUUUGGUG